Molecule: messenger RNA, 1288 nt
Organism: Hibiscus syriacus
Lineage: Eukaryota; Viridiplantae; Streptophyta; Magnoliopsida; Malvales; Malvaceae
Product: WAT1-related protein At4g08300-like
Exons: 7
Coding region: 48-1205 (385 amino acids)
Cellular component (GO): plasma membrane
Molecular function (GO): transmembrane transporter activity
Source: RefSeq, a predicted model, not a curated record
GCAAGCCUCGGAGCAAGUAGUCGAGAGAGAACAAAAAGAGAGAAAACAUGGGAGACCAAUCAUCAUGCGUAGCAACUUUGUCCAAGGUGUUGAACAAAGUGAAACCAUACUUGGCCAUCGUCUCCCUCCAGUUUGGAUUUGCGGGGAUGUACAUCCUCUCCACCAUUUCUUUGAAGCAUGGCAUGAGCAAUUACAUCCUCGCUACGUACCGCCACGUUGUCGCCACCAUUGUCAUUGCACCCUUCGCCAUCGUUCUUGAAAGGAAAAUUAGACCAAAGAUGACUCUCCCUAUCUUCCUCAGGAUCGUGGCUCUUGGAUUCCUGGAGCCGGUGCUUGACCAGAACUUAUACUAUAUGGGAAUGAAGUUAACAAAUGCUACAUAUUCAUCUGCUUUCGUUAAUAUGCUUCCUGCUGUUACUUUCAUACUGGCAGUGAUUUUCAGGCUAGAGAAGGUGGAUCCGAAGAAGAUACGCAGUGUUGCAAAGAUCGUAGGGACUUUAAUCACGGUGUUGGGAGCAAUGGUGAUGACUUUGUACAAAGGCCCUAUUAUCAACUUCAUCAAGUCAGGAGGAGGCGCACACUAUGUAACCGCCGGUGAAUCUGCAGAUCAACACUGGGUUUCUGGCACCAUAGUGCUUCUCGGAAGUAUCUUUGGCUGGUCAAGCUUCUUUAUUUUGCAAUCCUUCACAUUGAAGAAGUACCCGGCAGAGCUCUCUCUUACGGCUUGGAUAUGUUUCAUGGGAAUGGUGCAAGAUGGGUUGUUGUCACUUAUCAUGGUUCGUGACUUUAGUGCCUGGAAAAUCGGAUUCGACGCCAGGCUUCUCGCUGCAUCUUACUCUGGAAUAGUGUGCUCGGGGAUAGCCUAUUACGUUCAAGGCAUCGUGAUCCGGGAACGAGGGCCGGUUUUCGUAACAUCUUUCAGCCCUCUAUGCAUGAUCAUCACUGCAGGACUUGGGGCCUUUAUUUUAGCUGAAAAAGUCCAUCUUGGAAGCGUGCUUGGAGCUAUUAUCAUAGUGUCAGGCCUUUACACUGUGGUUUGGGGCAAAGCCAAAGACGGGAAACAGUCGGAAACUGAUGAAAAAAGCAAUGGCCUGCAGGAACUGCCCAUCACAGACAAUGGUAGACCAAUGGUGGCCAUUGAUGGAACUGCUAAAACUAUAGAAAUUCCAGCUUCAAACAACACCUUCGGCUCUCGAGGAACAUAAACCAAUACACUAUGUUUUCUUCCAGAUGCUGAUAAAAAAAUUAUAUCAAGCAGAGUUGUCCUUCCUCAUGCGAGCGAUAUAAA